UUCAUAGUAUUUCAUAUAUAAGCGAUAGUAUGGUGGGCACAUGUCAGUGUAAAUAACAACAAGAGGGUAAUUUAGUUCAAAAGAAAAGACAAUCAUAAAAUACGAAAUAAACACAUUCGAUCAGUUUUGAUUGAAAAACCAACCAAGUGACACACUUACAUUUAUAAACAUAAAUUAUUAGGGAAAACAUGGAGUCUGAUAAUCAAAACAGUGGGAAAUGUGCGGAAGACACAAACAAAGAGGAAAUGAAAGACGGUGAUUUAGAAACAGAUGGACCGGAUGCUUUAAGUGUGCCGGCUGUGGAUUUUAGGAUGUCAGUUAGUAGUGCUGAAAUUGAACAGGAGGUUGUUGAACCGACAGACGAAACACCAAUGAUCGAAGCCCACAAUGGAAAACUGCAAUAUAAAAUUAGUGAUAUGGAGGUGGUUGAAGUGACUGAAAUAGAGAUGCCGUUGAAACCCGGCGCGCCUUCUGUUAUGAACAGUGAUCUUACCUUGCCUGGUGGGUCCCAAUGUUCGGACAUGAACAGUGCAGAGAAUGACAGCGACAAGGAAGGACAGGAGCGAGCCACCUGGGGUGGCCAGCUUGAAUUCUUGUUAACGUGUGUUGGGUACGCCGUGGGGCUUGGCAAUGUGUGGAGGUUCCCGUAUUUGUGUUACAAAAAUGGAGGAGGUGCUUUUAUAAUUCCAUAUUGUUUGAUGUUGGCCUUUGUCGGCCUACCUUUAUUCUACAUGGAACUGUCGUUAGGACAGUUUGCUUCACUGGGACCAAUUACAAUCUGGAAAUUUAAUCCAUUAUUAAAAGGUGUAGGUUAUGCGUCUGUGAUAGUGAACUGGUUAAUUGCCCUGUACUAUAAUGUGGUUGUUGCACAGUGUAUAUUCUAUUUCUUCGCUUCCAUGACAUCGGAGUUACCAUGGAGUACUUGUAAUAACACGUGGAACACACCAAAUUGUGCAUAUGAUAAUGCAACAAGAGUGGCAGCACAAGCGUUAAAUUUGACAAUCACCACACCUACUGAGGAAUAUUACAGGCGGUACGUGUUAGAACAGUCUGAUUCUAUAACUGACUUUGGGACUCCACGAUGGAAGCUGACACUCUGCCUACUUUUAGCAUGGAUUAUCGUCUGGCUGGUGCUAUUGAAAGGAAUUCAGAGUCUUGGAAAGGUUGUAUAUUUCACGGCGCUAUUUCCAUAUUUAAUGUUGACAAUCUUACUGAUACGAGGUGUCACUUUGGAUGGCGCUAUUGAUGGGAUACUGUUCUAUCUGGAACCGAAGUUUGAGAAACUGCUGGAUCCCAGGGUAUGGUCAGACGCUGCUACCCAGAUUUUCUACUCUCUUAGUGCCUGUACCGGCGGCAUGAUCGCUAUGUCGAGCUAUAACAAGUUCAAUAACAACUGCUAUAGAGACUCGCUUAUUGUGGCGUGUGUGAAUUGUGCGACCAGUAUAUUUGCCGGUUUUGUGAUCUUCUCUAUUCUCGGGUUUAUCGCACAUGAGAAAGGAGUUACUGUAGAUGAAGUAGCAACAGAUGGCCCUGGUCUAGCCUUUGAGGUGUACCCAGAAGCCCUUGCCCAGAUGCCGGUGGCGCCUCUUUGGUCUGUCUUCUUUUUCCUUAUGAUGUUGACGCUUGGAUUUGGAUCCGAGUUUUCAAUGGUUGAAUGCCUACUGAGUGCCUUUGCGGACGAAUACCCAAGGUGGUUUACGGGUACAAGGGUCCGGUCUUUCGCAUAUAGAACAGGUGUCAUCAUCUCGUGUUUUCUUCUUGGCGUUCCCAUGACAACAAACGGCGGAAUGUGGUUGUUGAACCUUGUAGACUACAGUGUCAGUGGAUUUCCUUUAUUGUUUGUCGGUCUCCUUGAAUGCAUCGCAUUGUGUUGGAUAUACCAUUUUGACAGAUUUGCCGAAGAUAUUGAAAUGAUGCUGGGAAAUAAACCGAACUUAUUCUGGAAAAUCUGUUGGAAAUUUGUUACCCCAUUCAUUAUUGCAGUAGUAAUUUUAAUGAACGUUAUAUUUUGGAAAGAGCCAGAUCUCGAUGAUGUUACAUAUCCCGCCUCAGCAUUGGUUGUGUCCUGGCUUAUAGCCAUGUUUCCAAUGGCAGCUAUAGUGGGCACGUUCCUGUAUGAAUAUUGUUACCAGUCCGGUGGAUAUGAGCUCAUGAAAUUGAAGAUGCAGCCCACAAAUGACUGGGGACCAGCCAAUUCUAUAGACAGACAGAGACACCAGCGUUACCAUGGUGAUUUCUUGCCAUUACUUUGUAUGGACCCGACUCUUCUUGGGAAAAUUAUGGGCAGCAAUAUAUCAAACAUUUCAAAUAUAUCAGAAGCAGAAAUGACUAAAAGACUUGGCGGAUUAACACCGGCGCAAUCUGAAGCCGUGUUACAGAUUAUUGCUAGUAGUAGUAACAUUAAUGGAACGCCGAAUCUGUCACCAGCGGCGUCACUGUUAGCCAUAGCUAGAUCAAACGGAAGUUUUUCACAGUUAGCAAACAACCAAAAGAAACGAAGUCAUACGGCUAGUGAGUGCUCAGAAGUUUGAUUUUUUCAGCAAAACCAAAGAAAUGUAUAUUUACAACAAAGGUCCCCAUAGGAAAAGGCAGCGUUCUUUCCAAGACUUGUUGAGUUCCGCUUAUGAUGGUUGUAGCAACAUUUAAAUUAUUAUCAUAUUAUUUAAACGAUUUGUACCAAUAUGUAUCGUGAUGGUUCGUUAUCAAGAUCAUCUACCAGUCAACCGCACAUACAGGCACUGUAUUUUUACAUAAGAAAACGUGCGGUAGUGAAUCUGAAUGGCAAUCGGCAACUUCCGGAGGAUUACGUAUUUACGGUGCGGUUUCGGCAUCCUUCGGCCAUUUUCAUAACAAUCGAAGAAUACGUAAUCGACCGGAAAGUACCGAUUGUCAUUUCGGAUCCGCAGUCUUUGCCUUUCCUUCGUCAGGUUAAAGGCUUUAUCAGGUUAGUCGCACAUUUUCAAAGUACAAUUUUAGAGGAAUAGUGGGAUUUUUUUGCGGUGACUUAAGGUUAAACAAUUUCCCAUGAAAUUAGUUAUUCAGUAUGUUAAGAAUAUUGCGUUUUGUAUUUCUACGCAUUUCUGUAAUUUCCUUAUUUACUAAGUACGGUUAAGAGAAAUGUAAGGGUUCUCUUGGAUUGACAAUGAAGUAAACUGACUUUUUCCCAUGAAAUUUGUUAUCCAGUAUGUUAGGCAAAAAGCGUUUUGAAUUUCUACGUAUUUCCGUAUUUUACAUUUAAUAUUCAAUUUGAUUGUUAUCAAUAGCAUUUGUCUUUCAUAUUUUCUUUGUUACAUCGCUAGGGGCGUAGAUGAAGGAUAUGGUAUCCAGAAAGGGACAUUUCCUUUAUCUAUGAAGGCUCAAUCAUACCGAGUCACAACAUGUCUUAGGAAAAAAACUGUCUGUCGAGCACUACGCACAGCAGGGCUGAUGCAAUUUUCUUCAUAUGAGCUGAGUUUUCAUAUGGAAUUUGUGAUAAUGACUUUGAUAUGAUCAAUGUUUCUGCCAUAAAAACAUCGUAACGAUGAAAAAUUCUUUUAUUUUCCGGUUGGCAUGUUGUUUCUCACAAGUAAUACAAUUAUGACUUGUUCUGUUUAAUCAUGUAUUAAUUUAAUCUCGAUAUUUUUCAGUUCUUAUAAAAUGAUGUUAAUAAUUCCACGAAAAAAAAAACGUUUUGUUUUGGAAUUAGAUGGUUAUAAAUACGAUGUAAAGAUUUAUGAAAACAAACGAACUAUUUCCAAAAAGCACGGAUUGUUAUCCUUAAAGACUUUUAAGAAAAUAUUUUAUCUUGUGAUAGACCUGCCUAAAGCGAUUGCCAAAAAAAAUAGAAGUUUUACUUUCAUUUUAUUAAAAAAGUUUUUUAUUUAAAAGUUGCUAUUAGACGAAUUUUAUUUGAAGUAUUUUAAUACAUGUUUCUAUAAUCAUGUAAGCUAGAACAUAUCAGUGUCAAGCAAAUGUGUUCUUACAAUGCAGAGAUUAGCGGCUGCAUUGAUUGUGUUUAUUUAUUGCAUUGUACAUGUAUAUAGUUUGCAGUUUUACAAACAUGACAAAAAAGUGUAUAACGGGUAUAUAAUGCUUUUUCGAAUUCAAGUUUUACAUAGAUUUUAUACAUUUUUAAAAUCUUGCUUACUAGUCUGUUUAAACUCAAAGAGUGGUGAAAAAAAUAUAUAAGGAUGGAAUAAUAGGGUCCACUUAGUCUCUGCUGAUCAACUGUUUUUGCAUGUAUAUUUUCUUCUUCUGUUUUUGCUGUUGUUAAUACAUUUACUUGUUGGUACUUUUUUCCAACCCAAACUCCGUUCAUUUCUAUUUUUAUCAUUAAAUUAUCUUUAAAGAUGUAUUAAACACAGAAGUUAAACUUACACAUAUUACCUUUAAUAAAAAAAAUUAUUUAAAGGUAUAAAUUUCAUGUCAACUGGUAUCGCGUCCAUAAAAUGCUACACCAGUUUCAUUGGAUAUCAUUUCAACAUCAAAAGUCGAAAAAUCAUUCACUGUUUCAGAGGCCAGUGUCAUGUUGCUAACUUUUACACAAAGCAAUUUCUGUAUGCAUGCAGGUAUGCAGAUGGAGCAAUAUUUUCUAUAUAUUUUCACACAGCUUUCAUACAUUAUACUGUUACUUCAGUAUUCAUUUUAUAAUGAGAUUUACAUAAGUACCCUGCUUAGGUAAAACUGAAAGACCAAACCAUGUUACAUUUGUUUCUGUAUAUAUAUGUACAUAGCUGAUUUUAGUUAGUCUGAUUUUAUAAGCUAUCUCUCUGCUUUGAGGCUAGUCAAAAUGUUUGCAAUUCGCUUGAUAUGCAUUUUAUUGGAUUUCAUAACUAAAUUCUGGAAACGCAGCAAAAUUAACAGAAAAACUUUGAAUUUUUUAACACUUCUUACAGCUGGAUCUGAUGAAAAUAUUUAUUUAGGCUUCAAACUUGCAAACAUUUUCUUUUUACUGGUCAAGAAUAGUAUUACUUUAAUUUUUUCUUGUGUCAUAUUUUUUACAUGCGGUUACAGUAUGUCACUUUGUCAUGUACUUGUUUUUUUAUUUUAUUUUUCAAUGAAGUACAUUAUACCAGUUAGAUACUGUUAGUAAUCAUAUGAGCCGUGCCAUGAGAAAACCAACAUAGUGGGUAUGCGGCCAGCAUGGAUCCAGACCAGCCUGCGCAUCCGCGCAGUCUGGUCAGGAUCCAUGCUGUUCGCUUUUAAAGCUUUUGGAAUUGGAGAAACUGUUAGCGAGCAGCAUGGAUCCUGGUCUGGAUCCAUGCUGGUCGCAAACCCACUAUGUUGGUUUUCUCAUGGCGCAACUCAUAUAAUCGUUUUUUCUUUGCCUGACGGUAUGCUUAAAAAUAUAAAUGAUAGUUUUUUUUAGUUUUUCUAAGAACACGAUCUGUUUUAAAUUUAUUUAUUUUUAUCAAUUAUUUUAUCCGACUUUUUCAUAUGAUUAGCAACCAUUUGUUUUAUCAAUGAAACUAGGGUGCGUGAUGGGAGUGGCUCUUUACCUCUCACGAACAUUCACAAUCCAACUUGCUGAUAUUUGUCAUGCUUGCAUUCUUUGCUUUCAAAAGAUCUUCUUAUAGAAUUCUUUAUUAGCCUUAGUAAUAAUUAUAACUUCAUUUUGACUUCUGUUAAUCAUGUUACAAAUUAAAACUAUAUGAUCAGGUCAUAAAGAAGUAUAUAUAUGGGAACAUUUUCUGUACCCUUAAAAUUUUAGUUGAAUCUCGUGCAGUACGUUCUAUCUACCUUGAAUCUCAUGCAGCAGGCCUCUAAUAUACCAUUACUUUAACUGCCGAAUUGAAUCUCGUGUAUUUUUUUUAAAUUCCGGUUUGAACUGAAUGAUUGUGUUAUUUAUAUUUAUUUGUUUCAGUCAUUGUGUUCAGAUGAAAUGUUUCAUGUGUAAAAUACUAAUACUUUAACAUUGUUACUUGAAUGGUAAUAAUUAUCAGGAAUUCUGCUUUUAUCCCUUUAACUAAGUUAUUUUGCUUGUUUGUGUAAUUAAUAACUGUUUUUCGUAGUAGUCUAAAAAUUCUCAAAAAUUUGUGAAAAUUCUGGAACGAAUUCAUUACAAGUGUAAUUCUAAAAUCAGUCAAAAAUGAUUGCAAUAUUUGCUGUGAAGACUAUUGAUAAAGCAUGGAAUGUAUUUUUUGAAGAAAGCUGUUAUGCUACUUUUAAAAUCUAUUUUACAUACGCCAACGAAAUAUAAUUGCGUUUGACACGAGUCUAGUUACAGUAUUUUAUACGUGUAUAAUAUUAUGUCAGUGGGAGUGUGUAAAUAGCAUUUGUGUAUAGAUGUUAAAAUGAAGAAAUAUCAAAAUAAAACAGACUAAAUAAAGAUAAAAUGUG
This is a messenger RNA of Mercenaria mercenaria, 6318 nucleotides long. RefSeq names its product sodium- and chloride-dependent glycine transporter 1-like. Lineage: Eukaryota; Metazoa; Mollusca; Bivalvia; Venerida; Veneridae. The record is from RefSeq and is a predicted model, not a curated record. Bases 189 to 2531 code for a protein of 780 amino acids. The transcript has 14 exons. Gene Ontology annotation, biological process: sodium ion transmembrane transport. Gene Ontology annotation, cellular component: membrane.